AUGUCGGACAGCGAAGAGCACCAGUUCGAGUCGAAGGCAGACGCCGGCGCUUCCAAGACCUACCCGCAGCAGGCCGGCACCAUUCGCAAGAACGGCUACAUCGUCAUCAAGAACCGCCCCUGCAAGGUUGUGGAGGUUUCAACAUCUAAAACCGGGAAGCAUGGUCAUGCCAAGUGCCACUUUGUUGCUAUUGACAUCUUCACCGGCAAGAAACUUGAAGAUAUUGUGCCAUCUUCUCACAACUGUGAUGUUCCUCAUGUGAAUCGCACAGAAUACCAGCUCAUUGAUAUAUCUGAGGAUGGAUUUGUGAGUCUGCUGACUGAUAAUGGUAACACCAAAGAUGACCUCAAGCUCCCAACUGAUGAAACCCUCCUUGGCCAGAUCAAGGAUGGGUUUGCUGAAGGGAAGGACCUGGUGGUGUCUGUCAUGUCCGCCAUGGGAGAGGAGCAGAUUAAUGCGCUCAAGGACAUCGGCCCCAAUGUGGAGGUGCAACUUUUGACAGCUGGAGAUACUACUGCCCAGAAAGACAGCGGGCAGAUGAGUUUUGUUGCCAAUUUUUGUCAUGGCGAAUGGAAGCUUCGGUGGUUUGAUUAUUACUUCAUUACUCUCGGAACAAAGUUGCUUUCUGUCAUUGUCAGAGUGGUCUUGUACGGCAUCCUCACGCAAGGUGUUUUAGCCUCCUACGGUUCACAUGAUGAAAUGUAA
Triticum turgidum subsp. durum (durum wheat) is the source of this 705-nucleotide messenger RNA. The record is from the annotation of a GenBank genome assembly. Lineage: Eukaryota; Viridiplantae; Streptophyta; Magnoliopsida; Poales; Poaceae.